Triticum turgidum subsp. durum (durum wheat) is the source of this 693-nucleotide messenger RNA. The record is from the annotation of a GenBank genome assembly. Lineage: Eukaryota; Viridiplantae; Streptophyta; Magnoliopsida; Poales; Poaceae.
AUGUACCAGCACAGCCCUACCGGCGAGUAUCGGCUAUUGCUCUACCUGUCCGUGGCCGUGAAGUGGAUGUACAGUGCACUGCCUGAAGUUCAAGAGGGCUCCUACGUCUUCACGAUAGGCUCCGGCCAGCCGCCCAGGCACAUAGGGUGCCCCGACGCGGAGGAACUGAUAUGCAUCCCCGGUUCUGUUCUGUUCCAUGGUGGCCUGCAUUGGUAUACAAACCACGUGAUAAAGAUAUUUGACACCACCGCCGAGUCAUUCCGGCAGAUGCGCUCUCCGUUUGUUCGUGGCCACGCUCGCCUGUUUGAGGUGGACAGUAUGCUUGGCAUGUCCACUUUUAAUGCUGAAGCGACACAUGUUUAUAUCUGGGUGGUGCAAGAGCAAGACUACAAAGAUGAGGUCUGGGCAUUGAAAUAUCGGGUUGAAUUGCCGGUUUCGGAGAUCAGGGUGCAAUUUGGAAUGUUUGAAAUUAAAUAUUGUCGUGUGAGGGCCGAGUCUUGUGAGCGUGAUGUGCUCGUGCUGCUCGAAUUUGAUGAUUGGCUACUUCAAGUCGACAUCAAUGGCAAGUUGGUUGCCGGAUUCCAUCGCAGAGGCCUCAUUCGUACUCAAGUCCGGCUCAAACAAACUCUAGUUUUGCACACUUUCUUUACGACACUAGAAGAUUAUGUUGUGAACACUUUGCCUUCCGUUUGA